Messenger RNA from Macrosiphum euphorbiae (potato aphid), 1467 nucleotides. NCBI's taxonomy places the organism in Eukaryota, Metazoa, Arthropoda, Insecta, Hemiptera, Aphididae. The record is from the annotation of a GenBank genome assembly.
AUGUGUGAUGAAGCUCGUUCAUUUAAAGAAGAACAAUUGAGUUUGUGUGUGAGAUAUUGUAAUGGAUUUGAAAUAUGUGAACGUUUUAUAAAAUUUAUUGAUUGCUCUCAGUCAAGGGAUGCAGAAAGUUUAAAAAAUAUUAUUAUAAAUGAACUAAAACAAUUAGAAAUAGCUGACAUACCCAUUGUUGCACAAACAUAUGACGGUGCUAGUGUGAUGUCAGGCGCAGUUGGAGGACUACAGACUAAGAUUAGAGAAAAGUAUCCAACUGCUGUAUACUUUCACUGUGCAGCACAUAAGCUAGCCUUGGUGGUCACUGACACAUGUAAAAAUAUAAGUUCAGUAACUUUUUUUAAUUUAUUAGAAUCACUUUAUAUUCACUUUUCUCAACCAUUCAACCACAGCACAUUUAUUUUGAUGCAAAAAAAAUUGGGGUUAAAACCACUUGAACUUACACAGCUAAGUACUACUAGAUGGGCAUGUAGGUACAAAAAUUGCAAUAACGUUAAAAUGAAUUACGAAUCCAUAAUAAAUACAUUAGAAGAAGAAAUUAAUAAUAACAAAAAUAAAUAUGCUAUUCAAGCUGUUGGUCUUUUAAAAGGAAUUAAAAAAGCACAAUUUAUUUUUAAUUUAUUUGUAUUUCAUGACAUUUUAUUAACUAUCGACUUAUUAAGUCAAACUUUACAAAAAAAAAAUAUGACAUUGGGCCAAGCAACUUCUGCAAUUAAUGGUGUAAUAUCAACAUUACAAGACAAAAGGUCUGAUAAAAGUUUUAAACUAUUGUGGGAUGAUAUUACUAAUUUUUCAAAAAAAUUUGGAAUUUGUUUGAAUAAUGAAGAGUCGUCGAAAAAAAGGAAACCAGUUGAUAAUCAACGUUUGAACAAUUCUCUAGUGACUUCAACAAUUGGAUCUCGUGAGGACAAUUUAACAGGUGAAAAAUAUUGGAAAGCCAAUGUUUAUAACACAAUCAUUGAUAAUAUAACUAAUAGAAUGAAAACUAGGUUUUCUGAUGAAAGCCAAAAAUUGGCAAAAUCAAUUGAUAACUUCUUUAUUCUUGAUUUUGAUGGUUCAUUAGAAUUCAUUGAAUAUUAUAGUCAUAACUUAAAAAUAAAAAUGGAUGUUUUAAAAGCUGAAAUGAUGAUUGUCAAUAAUUAUUUAAAUUCUCAAAUCAAAAAUUGGACUAUUCAAGAUUUACUAUCAACCGUUACAUUAGAAUUGUAUCCUAAUUUGCACAAUUUGUUACAAGUUGCACUAAGUAUACCUGUAAGCUCAGCUUCAUGUGAGCGGUCCUUCUCAGCAAUGAGAAGGAUUAAAAAUUGGUUAAGGACUUCUAUGAUUCAAAAUCGAUUCAGUAAUUUGGCCAUAAUACACAUAGAAAAUGAAUUAGUCAAGACAUCAAUUGAAUCAAAACAGAUUCUUGAAGAAUUUGUCAAAUGUGGUUCAAGAAGAAUUCAGUUAACACUUUGA